AUACACAGUCUUGGACAGCUCCUUGAGUAGAGGUAGUGGGGAACGCUGUUUUCGAGUUACUAGCGUGAGGGGAAUAAGUUAGCACUUUUGAUCUAAGUUGAUAGCAUUGUGUUAUGUAUUAGCCAAUCAGCGCUAGUCUUGACACGCCCCUCGAAUAUUCGUUUUCGGUGACUGAAUGCGGGUUAGAGGGUAAACAGUUUCGAUAAAUUUUUCAUUGAUUUCGUAAUUUUUAUUGAUUGAUGCUCUGAUCGACGCUCGUAAAAUUUUUCAAUCAUUUAAAAUGACGGAGCAACAGAUGGAUUGUGCACUGGAUUUGAUGAGAAGGUUGCCACCACAGCAGAUAGAAAAGAAUUUAAGUGAUUUAAUAGAUUUGGUGCCGACUCUCUGUGAAGAUCUCUUAUCCUCUGUUGAUCAGCCAUUGAAAAUUGCAAAAGAUAAAGAAUCUGGGAAGGAUUAUUUACUUUGUGAUUACAAUAGAGAUGGAGAUUCCUAUAGAUCUCCUUGGAGCAAUACAUAUGAUCCUCCAUUAGAAGAUGGUUCAAUGCCUUCUGAAAGACUCAGAAAGUUGGAAAUAGAUGCAAAUCAUGCAUUUGAUCAAUAUAGGGAACUUUAUUUUGAAGGUGGAGUUUCUUCUGUGUAUCUUUGGGAUUUGGAUCAUGGUUUUGCAGCAGUGAUUCUUAUUAAAAAAGCUGGAGAUGGUUCUAAGAAAAUUAAAGGUUGUUGGGAUUCUAUUCAUGUGGUGGAAGUUCAAGAAAAAUCAACUGGGAGAGCUGCACAUUAUAAAUUAACUUCUACGGCUAUGCUUUGGUUACAAACUAACAAGCAUGGAUCUGGAACAAUGAAUCUUGGAGGUAGUCUUACCAGACAGGUUGAACAAGAUGCUCUAAUAAGUGAAAGCUCUCCACAUAUUGCUAACAUUGGACGUAUGGUUGAAGACAUGGAAAAUAAAAUUCGAAAUACCUUAAAUGAGAUAUAUUUUGGAAAAACGAAAGAUAUUGUGAAUGGAUUAAGGUCUGUACAAUCUUUAGCCGACCAGAGACAACAAGCUGCCCUCAGACAGGAUCUGGCAGCUGCACUUCAAAGGAGAAAUGCUAAUAAUUGAUCCUACGAGGAACAUCAGUUAUCCUCUGAUUCUGAAGAGUGUCAAUAAAAAGAAAAAUAAGAAAGAUACUAAAUAAUCGUAAAUGAUGAAAUUAAGAUUUGAAUUGUUGCAAUUACUGUGACAACAAUUUUGGACAGUUUCCUGUGAUAUGCAGGGUGCAAUAGUAAAGAUGAAUUUUUUCUUAAAGUAUUAACCUCUUCGGUAGGCGCGUCGACUACAGUCGAUAGCCAUCCAAUUAGUAAACAUACGGCCGCGCAUCAACUGCCGUUCCGAAGAGGUUAAACAAUUCACACAAAAAAAAUGAAUAAUUGAAUAUCAAUUAUUAAUUAUGUCGAGAUUUGAAAUAAAAUAUUAAGAGACAUUACGAGUGUCUAAGUUUUAUAUAUAUAGGAUGUGUUUAAAGGUAUGUAACAUCUUAAAUUGAUGUUAAUUAGAAAACAUUCAAAUUGUAUUAUUUUCAUAGAAUGCAGUGUUUAUGUUCCAUGAUUUUCUUUCGAAAUACAUAUAUAACAAAUUCACGUACUUACACUUCAUCUCAUUGUGCACUCUUUUUUUGUAUUAUUUUUAUUAAUUCAAUCAUGCACGUAUUAAAUAUGAAUUUAUAAAGCAUUAUUACGAUGUUCCAUACAUUUUCAUAGUUUUAUGCAUUGUUUAUUUUUAAUUUUAUAAAUCGCUAUGUACCUUGUUGUUCUCGUUGAAAAUUUGACAUACGGGAACGUACAAGGCUAUCAUAGUAUUAGUUAAUGAAUUUUUUAAAACGAAAUAAUACGAUGUUAUAAAUCUGGUUGACCAUAUACGCUAUAUUCAGUCUGUGUAGGUUUUCAGUUACAAAAACAUGUUCUUGUACUUGUAUAAAUGCGUCUAAUUUUUGCAACAAAUAAAUUAUAAAAGAAUUAAGAUUAAUGCACGUAUAGACACAUUCUUGUUCCGUGUUACAUAUCUUUCGACAUGUUCUACAUGUGUGUAUGUGUGUUUUUCGUGUGUGUAUGUGAUGUGUGAAUGUGUGUGAUAAGUGUGCAGCGCUCGUAUAAGCGUGAGACAAAUAUAUAUAUAUAUACACACAUAUAUGUUACAUAUAUGUAUGUAUAUACAUAUACAUGUAAUGGCACUCGUAAUGUUUUUUUAAUCCUUAAUAAUUAUUAAUAAUACAAAAUAUAAGAGUAUUAAUGUUUGAAAAUGUAGGAAUAUUAAAGAGAAUAUUUGCGAAUAAAUUUCUAACAGUCUCUUUCAUGACUUCCUAUCCAGUUAGUUAAAGGAAUUAAAAAACAAAUUCGAGACAUCGUAAUUCUGUAUAAAGUGAAAAUAUUCACGAACAAAAUUCAUUAAACAAAAUAACUUAAAAUACUUUUGAAUUAAGUUUGUUAAAAAAAAAUAAUAAAUAUUAAUGUUAAAAAACAAGUUGUGAAGUAUAUGAAUUUUUUUAUUUGUUUACUGCAAUUGAAUUUAUUUUUUCGUUGAUUAUUAUCAGCAUUAAUUUUUACGUCAAUUAUUCUAAUAGCACUUCAGUGAAAUUAUAAAAUUAUAAAUAUAAAAGCACUACUAAUUACAAAAUUAUGAAUUCAAUGUAUAUAUGUAUUUCUAAUGUAUAAUUUCCAAUAAAAAUAUUUCGAUACAAUUUAUGUAGCAUUAGUGAACGGAUAAACGUAACAUGAGAAACACAAUUAAAAAAAUAAAAAAGAAUUUGCGACAAAAUCAUUGAAACUUAAAGUUCUUACAAAAUGCUAUCGUAAAAAUUGAAACGAAAUACUAUUGAAAGUGACUUCAAAGCACCGACAGCUUUUUGUUUCCUUUAUUUGUCCUCCAUCAACUUCUGCCGUAUAAACAAAUGCUCGUUGGUAUUCGUUAAGUAUAUAUUUUACGUUUGUGUUUCCUGGUUCAAAUUUUAUAAUUGUGUACUUUCACAUAUAACUAUGUGUAUUUUCAUAAACUUUACCGCUGCGUGUACUUUGUAUACGUGUGUACGUGUAUAAUGUAUUUUUGCUUGUCCAUAUACACCAAUGCUGGUAUUUUUAAA
Molecule: messenger RNA, 3116 nt
Organism: Nomia melanderi (Alkali bee)
Lineage: Eukaryota; Metazoa; Arthropoda; Insecta; Hymenoptera; Halictidae
Gene: cpb
Product: F-actin-capping protein subunit beta
Biological process (GO): actin cytoskeleton organization; barbed-end actin filament capping; negative regulation of filopodium assembly
Cellular component (GO): F-actin capping protein complex; cytoplasm
Molecular function (GO): actin filament binding
Source: RefSeq, a predicted model, not a curated record